Messenger RNA from Pimephales promelas (fathead minnow), 2716 nucleotides. RefSeq names its product TBC1 domain family member 15. NCBI's taxonomy places the organism in Eukaryota, Metazoa, Chordata, Actinopteri, Cypriniformes, Leuciscidae. Gene Ontology annotation, molecular function: GTPase activator activity. Gene Ontology annotation, biological process: activation of GTPase activity. The record is from RefSeq and is a predicted model, not a curated record.
ACAGAGAUGAGGGGUGUGCUCACAAUCAAAACACUUUCUCGUACGUCUAAAGUGAACUUUCAGAAAGACCACCGAAGACUUUUUACCUACUGAUUUGAUCAACUCGUGACCUCACGACAACUUUAUGCCUGAGAGAAAGACACUUUAUAUGACAUAAACACGAUGAUCGCAUCUGAUGAAUCACAUGUAGAAGGGAAAGGUAAAAACCAUCUGGACAUUAAUGGACCCUGUGGCAAGUUUAAGGGAAUGAAGUUCCCCGUUUCUGCGGGGAAUAACAACAUCUGUCGGUCCGUCGCACCUGUGACCUCACCUGAGUCUGCCUGCGCGCGCAUCUCGCUGCCAGGUGUGAUGGACGCUGAGGGGCGAGUGGACGAAUCCAGACUCAGAAUGCAUAUAUUUAAAAACGGUGGUGUGUCCCCUGACGAACGGGGUCAGGUAUGGCGUUUUCUGUUUGGGAUGUACCCUUGCAGCUCUACGUCUCUAGAGCGCCACUUGCUGCUGGAACAGAUGUCGGUGCGCUAUCAGGUCAUGAAGAGGAAGUGGCAACACCUGCUUCCUGGAGCCAUUCGCCUGCGUCUUAAUGGCACUGAUGCUGAACUGUUGACAGCAGUGAAGUUUUUUGACCAGAGGCAGGACAGAGAGCAGAAUCAGCAACACUAUCAGUAUCAGUCAGAAGAGGCCAAAGAAAAGUUGUCCUUUUUGCAACUUCAGGCUCAGGUGCUAUUUGAACGUGUAACCUUUGACCUGGAAGAGCUCCAGGAAGCCAUCCGCAUCAUUGACAAAGAUGUUCCUCGAACCGAUCGAGAUCUUCCUUACUACCGGAAUGAAGGUUUGGGUAACCUGCUUGUGUUAAGAGAUAUCCUAAUCACAUAUGCUGCUUUUCACCCAGAAGUAAGUUACGCUCAGGGUAUGAAUGACCUGUGCAGUCGCUUCCUAGAAGUUCUCGACUCAGAAGUGGACACUUACUGGAGCUUCUCCUGCUACAUGGAGAAGUUUUCCAAAGACUUCCGUGCUGAUGGGCUGUAUCGCAAAAUGGAAUUGGAAGCUGCUUUACUAAAAGAACUGGAUCCUCAACUACACUCUCAUCUGGUCACAGAUAACAUGGAAAGACUCACUUUUUGUCACAGGUGGCUUCUGUUGGGUUUCCAGCGGGAGUUUGAGCACAGCGAUGCUCUGCGUCUGUUUGAGAUUCUCAGCUGUGAUCACCUGGAGCUCAUCUCACAGCAGGUGGAUCGUGUUCGAUAUCAGGAGAGGCUGGCGCGCAAACACAGCCUGGAGGAGGAACCUGUGACGGAGCUACAUGCCGUAAACACAGAUUUCACCUUUGAACUCUUCAUGUGUGCCACCAUCUUGCUGGAGAACAGAGACAAUUUACUCAGCUGCAGGAACGAGGUUCAGCUCAUACAGUUUACCAGCAGUUUGCAGGGCAAGCUGGACCUGAACAGCACCCUGAGGAAAGCUGAGGAACAUUUUUACAACUACUGCAAACGCUCAUCCUGGGACUAUUUGAAUGGCCUCUAUCGCACACGCAAGAGCAAAGAGGACCAUUUCUUAUAUCAUCUCCGUAACCUUUUUUCCUGAGACCAAAACGCCAGCAUGGAAUUUGUCAAGAAACAAUCUUGUUGACAGAUACUCAUGGAAAAAAACGUUGACUUUAUGCUCUAGUGGGAUUUGGGGAAUCCAGUGGGAAUUUUAUUCCAAAGAUUGAUGCUGCUUUUAACCAGAGUUUUGAACAGGAACAAGAUGGACUCCUUCCAGACCGUUCCUUCAAUAUUUAAUAUUUUAAGGCUCCUAUUAUGGUGCAAUCAUGAGAACAGCAAAACACUACUCUAAGAGAAUCAAAUAAGACUUGUAUUUAACCUUUUACCCUGACCAUGCUUGAAAAUAUAAGUAGCAUUUGGGAAUUUAACAGUUUUUUGAUAGUACUACUGAAAACCUAUUGACUGCAGAGAUGCUUCAUCUGUUAAAGUAAAUCAAAAUUCGAACAGUAUUUUAUUGUGCGCAAUGGUCCUUAGCGCUGAUCUAAGCGAGACCCGACCCGUGAAUGUUAAUCACUCGUAGAAAAAUAGUGCUUGCAUAAUUUACAGCACAAUAUAAUAAUAGAAACACAGGCUCAGUUCUGAGAAGCUCUAGAAGACCCUCGGUGGUGUUGUCUUACUAGUCGUGGAGUGUUCAAGUAUCUACUGUUCAGAAAUAGCACGUUGAACCAGGACACCCUUGGCCGUGAGUCCACACUGCAUUGGUUUAAUUAUGUAAGAUGCACAAAACAUGAUUGGACACUCGGAGAUAUUGCACAUAACGUUUGGUGGUUAUUUAUUAAGAACUGACACUGACUUAUUUAGUGAGAGAGUGAUGUUUAAUUUGGUUUCUAAGACAAUUAAAUGAAUGAACAACAGUUUUUGGGGAACGGGUACUGUAAUUUUGAUGUUUGGAUUGUGUUUUGAGGUUUACACAGUUUAUUAAUGUUUUAAUUAGCAAUGUAGCAAUAAUUUAGAGACACUGCAAUGUUAAACAGAAUGAAUGAAUCCACUGUAGCCGUGUAUUUUUAGUCAAAAGUGACGUGUGUGUGUGUGUGUGUGUGUGAGAGAGAGAGUUUUAUUUUAAGAUUACUAUGUGACAUUUAAGCUGUCAGUUUUUAGUGAGUCACUUCAUACAGAAUAGACUCAUGUGUGCUAUCUAUUAAAUAUUCUUGUGAAAUAAAGUAUUGAGAUUUGAA